Messenger RNA from Peromyscus leucopus (white-footed mouse), 2651 nucleotides. RefSeq names its product terminal nucleotidyltransferase 5D (gene Tent5d). The transcript is spliced from 2 exons. The record is from RefSeq and is a predicted model, not a curated record. Gene Ontology annotation, biological process: mRNA stabilization. Bases 118 to 1290 code for a protein of 390 amino acids. Lineage: Eukaryota; Metazoa; Chordata; Mammalia; Rodentia; Cricetidae. Gene Ontology annotation, molecular function: poly(A) RNA polymerase activity; RNA binding.
UCAUGACUCUACUCCAUAAGAUGAAAAUUCAUAUCUUGUCUGAAAUAUCCACUGAAUCAUAUUGACUGUAUAGAGUUCUUGAAAGUUAUCUUUACAAGUUGAUCGAUUGACUUCACAAUGUCAGAGAUCAGAUUCAGCAAUCUCACUUGGGAUCACAUUGUAACAUUGGAUCGCGUGUUAGAUGAAGUAAUCCCAAUUCAUGGAAGGGGCAAUUUCCCCACGCUGGAGGUAAAACCCAAAGAUAUUGUUCAUGUUGUGAAAGAUCAACUCAUAAAGCAGGGCAUUAUUGUUAAAGAUACCAGAUUGAAUGGUUCUACAGCAAGUUACGUACUCGCAAGCCAUAAUGGAAUCAGCUAUAAAGAUUUGGACAUUAUUUUUGGUGUUGAUCUACCAAGUGACCAAGAAUUUCAGGUUGUUAAGGAUGCAGUUUUAGGUUGUCUACUUGACUUUUUACCAAAAGGUGUUAAAAAAGAAAAGAUUACCCUAAAGACAAUGAAAGAGGCAUAUGUGCAGAAAAUGGUCAAAAUUUGCAAUAACCAUGAUCGUUGGAGUCUCAUCUCUCUUUCAAAUAACACCGGAAAGAAUGUAGAACUAAAAUUUGUGAAUUCACUAAGACGACAAUUUGAAUUUAGUGUAGAUUCUUUUCAAAUUCUUUUGGAUUCCAUGUUAGAUUUCUAUAGUGUCCCAAAUGCUAAGCUAACCAAAGAAUCCUGUCCUGUUGUGGUGGCUGAAAGUAUGUAUGGGGAUUUCCAGGAAGCAAUGAUACAUUUGAAAUACAAGCUUAUAUAUACCAGAAAACCUGAAGAGAUCAGAGGUGGUGGCCUUUUGAAAUAUAGCAAUCUGUUGGUUCGUGAUUUCAAACCAGCUUGUCAAACAGAAAUUAAGACUCUGGAACGUUAUAUGUGUUCUAGAUUUUUCAUUGAUUUUCCUGAUGUAGCAGAACAGCAAAAGAAAAUUGAAUCAUACCUCCGCAACCAUUUCAUAGGUGAAGAAAUAAGCAAGUAUGACUAUCUUAUGACCUUGCAUGGAGUUGUGAACCAAAGUACUGUCUGCCUCAUGGGUUAUGAAAGAAGGCAGACUCUUAACAUGAUCACCCUUUUGGCUUUGAAAGUACUUGGAGAACAGAAUAUAUUACCCAGUACAGACAGCGUAACUUGCUUUUAUCAACCUGCACCAUACCUAGUUCUUGAGAGAGGGUACCCAAGUUAUUAUGUAGCGUCUGGGCUACCACUUGUUUACUUCCAGCCAUGUCCUGCAGUGCAGUUUCCAGUACAAAAUGAUAUGAUGUAAGAAGUACACAUAGCAGAAGCAUUGCUUAAGCACAUCUGAAAAGCAAUUUUCCAAUUCUGUAAACGCUAACAUUUACUAUUGUGUAGUUGCCAACUAUUUUUCACCAAUUAUAGCUUAAAUAAUCGUAAUAGAUAAAGUAUCAUCUCUAAACUAACUUUUAAAUGAUCUUCAAAUGUGACUGGAAAAACUUUCAAAUGUAGUGGAAUACUUGAGAUGAUUUUUCAAAUCUUACUGACACUUAAGAUAAAAUUCACUUGACCAGUAUGUUAAAGAUGCCUGUAUCUUUGGCUAAAGUAUAAAAGAACACUUUUCAUGUCUUAAAAUGGACAUGCAUAGUGAAGACAUAUUAGACAUCUUUAUGUCCAAGUUCCUUGUUACACUGUAUUUUUCUUAGCAAAUAGUGCCGUGAAAUUUUAGUUCUUAAAUUGAAAAUAUGAGAUUUCUAUAAUAAGAAAUUUAAAUAAUUUUAAAACCUACAUUUCCCAAUAAAAUUUGUUGGGUUAAAAAUACUACUAAAGUUUGAAGAAUCACUAGAAAAAAAUGUUCUGGAAAACAGUCAUUUACCCUCUGUAUAAUAAUUAGCUAAUUUGUGGAUUGAAAAAUUCCUUUCAUCUGGACAACCAAUAAGAUAACUUAUUAUGCAGGGGUUUUGGCAUUUAAAUAAGUUGAAAAGAAAAAAAUAACCAACUCUGAAUGUGAAACUAUUUUAUCAUCAUUUCCUAAGAAGAAACUAAAUGGGACAAAAAAGAGAGAAAUACCACCACCAACAACAGAAAGUUAGAGAAUUUAGCCAUGACAUUUAAGAUUUUGGGCUUAUUUGAUCAACAUCCUGGGAAAUUUUUGUUAUUAGUAAUUGAAAGCACCUACCACCAAAUAAAGCACUUUCACUUUUCUAAGACCAAAGAUUGAUUUAUAGUAUGUUCCUCAAUGUUAAAUUUCAGUUAACACCAUCCUUUUUCAGUAAUUGUGUAUAUUUGCCAUUAUUCUGAGUAUUUAUUCAGUAAUCACAUAUCCACUCUCAAAUCUAUGAAUGGGAUUUAAAAUUAAUUUCUCUCAUAUGAUAAAAAAAGCCAUUGAUCUGUUAUCUGGGAUGGUAACAACAAGCUGUUCUGAAUAAAUGUCAAUAAGGCCAUCAGAAAACUUAAGUAUUUUUCCAUCAUAUCAUGAACAAGCAAUCAAAAUCUGAGAAAGUGCUACCUACAGACUGUAUUUAAAGUCUCAUCUCAGCAUUAUAGUAUUGAAUACAAAAGUACAACUUCUAAGGAAUUUUCAAAUAGCCAAUAUUUCUGACUUUUUUUGUAUCCAUACAUCGCUGGCCAUUGCCAUAUUUAAAUAAUUACAUGUAUAUUACAGAAUCCCAA